Colletotrichum paranaense is the source of this 366-nucleotide messenger RNA. RefSeq lists its product as uncharacterized. The record is from RefSeq and is a predicted model, not a curated record. NCBI's taxonomy places the organism in Eukaryota, Fungi, Ascomycota, Sordariomycetes, Glomerellales, Glomerellaceae. Bases 1 to 366 code for a protein of 121 amino acids. The transcript is spliced from 2 exons.
AUGUAUAAGUUUCACCUCCUCCUCAGCUUCGCCCUCUUCCUCUUCCUAGCUCUCAGCGCAAGCGGCGCCGUUGCUGCGGCACACCAUAUCGACUGCCGGCAGGUUCAUCUUGGAGCGCGACAGACUCCGGGCCAGGAAGAGACCAGAACCAGAGGAGGCGAGAUGCCCAGGUCUGCCCGGCGGACUACAACAGAGUCAGUCACCUACCUUGACAUUACGGGUGCGAAAAGACCUCCAGUCGCACGAGCUAACAUUAGCCCCCAGUGUCCCUUCGACGGCGCAUCGUGUGUCCUGAUUGAGCCAAAAGGGGAUUCCAGCCGCAAGCCUGAGGUGCGUUGCGGCUAUCUGGGCAGUACACGUUCGUGA